AUGCAAAGUUCAAGGGCAGCAUCAUCAUCCAUGAGAAAGAAAAGAUUUCUCCUGGACGGACCUUACUCCAAGGACCUGCCCCGACCACGCCGUCGCAUGCAUAUUGGCCGGAACCCCAUUUUGUCUUUUUUGCCCAUUCUCAUGCAGCGCCGCGCCGCACAGCCCACCUGGCGGACAUUGACAUUGUAG
Messenger RNA from Colletotrichum paranaense, 189 nucleotides. RefSeq lists its product as uncharacterized. Bases 1 to 189 code for a protein of 62 amino acids. The transcript has a single exon. NCBI's taxonomy places the organism in Eukaryota, Fungi, Ascomycota, Sordariomycetes, Glomerellales, Glomerellaceae. The record is from RefSeq and is a predicted model, not a curated record.